UCACAUGGUGGAGAUAAACUGGUGGCGUAAAGAUGAGUAAUAAUAACAAUAAUCGAUUACGUUGUGACAUUUAGGAUAGACGUUUUUUGUGCAUAGUCAUCGGUGUGGUUGUUACAUAUCUGUACCCACAGUAAAAUUCAAUUUGAAGCAAUAUAUUGCGCCACAACUGCACCUAAUCCGUCGUGACGUAAUGAGACUGCUACCACCUUCCUGUAUUUCCUCCUCAUAAAUAACUCGUUCGGAGUAGGAACUGAUGAAGGCUAAUCUGCUUCCAUAGCAGUAGCCUAUGUAGAAUUACAUUUCUACAAGAACAUUAGAUCGCGUUUUAAGUAAGAAGAGAAGGAUUCUAGUUUUUCUUUCCUGUGACGUUAGCUAUUUACGUUAGCUUACUAACAAGCCAGCUCUUGCGGUUUUAGGGGGUUGUUGUGCUCUGUAGAACUGCAGCCAUGAUGGCGUCCAGCUAUAACGCAAAGGAGGAGGACGGGCACCAUUCUGGGGCUUCAGGACCAGGCGGUGGAGCGGUUGUCAAAAGCAAGAAACCCGACAACACAGCCUUCAAACAGCAAAGAUUGCCCGCUUGGCAGCCCAUCCUUACCGCUGGAACCGUGCUGCCAGCUUUUUUCGUCAUUGGUCUCAUCUUCAUUCCGAUCGGCAUUGGCCUUUUUGUAACAUCAAACAAUAUCAAGGAGUUCGAGAUUGAUUAUACAGGGACAGACCUGUCAAGCCCCUGUUUUAACUGCUCAAAUAAUUUCAGCUGGAAUAGCACGGUGCCAUGCAAAUGUUCUGUGUCCUUCUCCCUUGACCAACCAUUUGAGAGCAACGUUUUCAUGUACUAUGGACUGUCCAACUUCUACCAGAACCAUCGACGUUACGUGAAGUCUAGGGACGACAGCCAGUUGAAUGGUGACAAGACAUCACUGACAAAUCCCAGCAAGGAAUGUGAACCAUAUCGCACCAGUGACAGAAAGGCCAUAGCACCGUGUGGUGCCAUUGCCAACAGCCUUUUCAAUGACACCUUGGAACUGUAUUACAUUGAUCCUAAUGGCACCAGAACCAAAAUCGAACUGGUGAAGAAGGGAAUUGCUUGGUGGACGGACAAGCAUGUGAAAUUCAGGAAUCCUGGUGGAAAUAACCUCAACCUCACUGUAGUUUUCCAAGACACAUCCAAGCCGGUGAACUGGGGCAAGCCUGUGUAUGAGCUCGACACUGACCCAGAAAACAACGGCUUCAUCAAUGAGGACUUCAUUGUGUGGAUGCGCACGGCAGCCCUGCCUACCUUCCGCAAACUGUACCGCAUCAUCCAAAGGAAGAACAGCAUGACCCCGACCCUGCCCAGGGGAAACUACACUCUGGACAUCACCUACAACUACCCCGUGCGCAGCUUUGAGGGCCGUAAGCGCAUGAUCCUGAGCACCAUCUCCUGGAUGGGAGGGAAGAACCCCUUCCUGGGCAUCGCCUACAUCACCGUGGGCUCCGUCUGCUUCUUCCUGGGUGUGGUCCUCCUAAUCAUCCACCACAAAUACGGGAACCGCAGUAACAGCGGUGAUAUCCCGAACUAAACGCACCUCUGUGCGAAAGUGCAUGAUACCCCCCCCACCCCCACCACCCUCGGGACAGGUCCGCUAGCUAAUUCAAUGUCAAAACACUGGUGUCUGCAAUGUAGAAGCAACUGUCUCUGCUUCGCAUGUUUGAAAAGCUUUUUCGUUAUUUCCUUGGAUGGAGGCUUGUGCAGUGUCUGGUAGGGUUCUGGCUAUGCAUAUGCAGUCAUGGAAUGGGAGAUGGCAAUGCGAAAUGAAACUUAAGACAAGGUUUUACAUGUCGAAAUUGCAAUAGGUCUGUGUAACCCGUGGAAUUCUCCCUGUAUAAGUUACGUGAAAAUGCAUUUAGCUAAAUGUGCAGGGGCGACUUUAAUAACUUAAUAUUAGAGGAAGGAGCAAAUGAUGUGUAUGAAAGUGAUUGUCAUGCAAGUUAAAAAGAAAAAUGCGAUUUAGCAUAUUUCCUGCUGGUGUAUGUCCUGUUAUUUAUUGCUUUAUUAUUAACGGUUUUAUGUCAGACUUUAGCUCAAUCUUGCUUCAGUGUGGAAUGCAUUCAACUGAUUGGGCUGUAUUACGUCUAAAUGUAUUUCAUGUCCUACAAAUCACGCAUAUUCAUGAUUGAAAAACUCCAAGAACCUUUCAACAAAACGACCAUUGUUUGAAACUUUUGAAGGUAAUGUAAACUGUUAUGCUAAAAUACAUGUUGGUAUUUAUUUAAAUUAUACUAUGUUUUGCAAGUUUGUCGUGCUUUUAAAUACUUUCGAAAUGUGCGUGUGUAUUCUGUGCACAUGCAUGCAAGAUUGGAAUUUACUUUUGAAGGAACAUUGUGAAAAUCAUGUGGAUUUGAAAGUCUGUACGGACCAAAAAAAGAUUUACUUAUUUUGGAGCAAGUUUACUGAGAGAUGGAGUUGAACUUACUUUCUGGAGUUAAAAUAUUUAAAACAGUUACCAAUUCAGUUGCACUUUAUAUUUUUUGUGUUAUACUGGUGACAUUGUUAGCUUCAUUUCAAUAUUUUAUGGAUUGUAAAAUUACCAUUUUUUUUCUGAUGUUUACAUCAUAUGAUGGAUAAAUAAAAAAUGAAAAAUGAAUAAAAAUAGGUUCUUUACUAUGUCUAUCACA
Molecule: messenger RNA, 2655 nt
Organism: Conger conger (European conger)
Lineage: Eukaryota; Metazoa; Chordata; Actinopteri; Anguilliformes; Congridae
Product: cell cycle control protein 50A-like
Exons: 7
Coding region: 447-1559 (370 amino acids)
Biological process (GO): phospholipid translocation
Cellular component (GO): plasma membrane; Golgi apparatus; endoplasmic reticulum
Source: RefSeq, a predicted model, not a curated record